AACAAAGAUUGAUACAGAAUAAUAAAUCAAUUCAGUUUAUUCUGUUAAGUUCACAUCAGUUGCUUAAAUGGUUUGAAUAAUUUUUUCUGGUUAGCGUUUUUAUUUAAACGAUUUAGUUUUCUACAAGAUGGCGUCGCUAAUCUCUUUCUUCAUCCGAGCUUAGAAACAUCACUAGCCUCCAGAGAGGCUACAGGAGGAGUGGGUUGAAGAAUGCUGGUCGGUGGUCUAUGCUUCAUUGGGGGUAACAGGCGUAAAACUUUCAAUGUCAAAGUGGUUAUCAGCGACACUCCAGUGUUGAAAUUGAACAGAUACUAAAAGCAUAGUGCUUCAGUUGUAUACUGUAACAAUAAAAUUAAAAUUUCAAAUGAAUUUAACUAAUUUUCAAUAUGAACUGUUGCAUCAAUUUAAAUUACUUGGACAAUUGAUGGCUCCAUUUGAAGAUGGCGGUAUUUUAAAUUAUUUAUUUGAACAAAUUACUAUUAAUAGUAGUAGCUUGCUGCCUUAUAAUAAUAAUAAUAAUAAUAAUAAUAAUAAUCUAAUAACAUUAUUAAAAUUUAUAGAAAUUAAUGAUACUUACAAAUUUAUUGAUAAUAAUAAUAAUAAUAAUAAUAAUAAUAAUAAUAAUAAUAAUAAUGUAAAUAGUAUUAUGUCAGGUAGUUUGUCGAAUAGAUAUAUUCAAAAUGAUGAAAUAUCAAGAUAUUCCGAUGAAUGGAUGCUGGGAACUGAAGGAAGUAUUUCUGUGAAUUCAUCAGAUAUAUAUAUUAAUGAUCCAAUGUACAAACGUCAAUCAUCUAAUCACUCUUCAACAAAUUCCAUCAUUUCAACAACAUUAACUAAUCCAAGUCAAAUACAACAACCACUUAAUCAAGAUCAACUUUAUUUAUCAAUGAUUAAUCCAUCCCAAUUCUAUACCCAAUUUAAAGUAUAUUUAGUUUUUAAAUUUAUAGUCUAUAGUCUAGUUUGUAUCAAUAUUUUACUUAGUCUAAUUUGUUUAUAUGCAAUGGAUAGUAGUAUGAUACAAUUUAAAUCUAAAUUUACAGACAAUACAUUAAAACAAACUCAAAAUACAUUUGAAAAUGUAAUAAUGAAUGAAAUUGUAUAUAAAUUACCUGAAUAUUUACAAGAAAUUAUAAAUCAAGGUCAAAUGUACACUAAUCAAACAUUUCAAAGAAUUGAAAAAGAAAUUGAUAAUCAGUUAUCGAUAACUGCUGAAGAAAUAAUUCAAUCAUUGCUUGAAGCAUAUCAAUUAUCACCGGUGAUUAAAUCAGCUGAAUCAAUUUCACAUAGUAUCAAUGAAACAGUGACAGCUAGUGAAAUUAUUUAUGUAAAACAGAAAACACUUCAACAAGAUGUGAAUAGUUAUAUUGGUGAAUUACGUGGUUAUGCUAAUAUAUUGAAUAAAACAUUAGAUUCAAUAUGUGAAACAUUCAAUGAAAGUACCUUAGAAAAAGUAGCAUGUAGACAGUUACAAUUCAAUAAUUCAAUUUUAUUUAUCAAUGUUGAUACAAAAUUAUUUGAAUUUGAAUCUAGUUCAAUUUUAAUAUUUUUAAUCAAUAAUUUAAAUAUUAAUUUAAAUUUAAUAACCGAUCAAUUUGAUCUGAUACAAAAUUUAUUAAAUAAUAAAAAAGAUGAAGUCGUUCAAAAUAUGAAAUCAUCAUUUGAUUUGAAUUAUUAUUUUAAUAUAUUUACAUCACUAUGGUUAUUAUUACAAGAAAAUAUAAUUGAUCAAUUAAAUUCUUAUUUAACUACUGAUAAACAAAAUGAAAUACAUAAUACUAUAAAAUUAAUUAAUGAUUUAAUUUCUAUAAUGAGUUAUAUAAUGAUUAUUUUAUUAUUAUUAUUAAUUACAUUUUUAUUAAUUUAUUAUUUAAUUUUAAAUUUAUAUUUAAAAUAUCAAUUAUCAAUUAUAAUUAAUAAUAAUAAUAAUAAUUUAAUCAAUAAUUUAAUCAAUUUUAUUGAUUUUUCUAUACCAAAUAAUAUUUAUUCAACAAUACGGUAUAAAUGUCAACGUACAAUAAUCAAUAAUAAUAAUAAUAAUAAUAAAACUAAUUAUAAUUAUAGUUUAAUUAAAUUACUUAAUUAUACACAAAUUAUUGAUUUUAAUAAAAUAUUAUAUUCAUCAAUUAUUCAACAAAAAAUCAAUGAUGCAGUAAACUCAUCUAUAGAUAAAAUCAUUAAUAUGAACCUUGAGGAAAUCAUCCCGUCCGAUUUAGAUAGUUUGACAUCUAUUGCUAGAAAAUUAUCAGUUUAUCUAGAUGGAAAGGACUAUAAACCAACUAUUCAAGAAAUUCUACAUUUUAUAUCUAUUCAAUCAAAUCUAAUAAAUUAUUUAAAUGAAAUAAAUAAUUUUCAACAAUCUUCAAAAAAUUUUUUUAAUUUAAUUAAUAUUAUUGAACAAAUUAAUAAAUCAUUAAUUAAUUAUGAUCAAAUUACUAAAUCAAUUAAACCAUUAAUUAAUUUAUUUGAAAAACUUGAAUUUAAUAAAAAUUUAACAAAACAAUUUGAUCAAAUAAUAAAUGGAUUAAAUAAUUUUAAAAAUCUUUCAUCUGAUCGUCAAAAAUUGAAAGAAACAAUACGUCCAAUAUUUAAUUCAACUAUACAAUCAUUAUUAAAUCAAACAAGUCUAUUGUUAAAUUAUGAAUUUGAACAACUUUUCGCUAAUAUAUUACCAUGUGAUAAUUUAAACAAAAUUUUAAUGAUUCUUUUAAAUCUAUUCUGUGAUAGUACUCAUAGUAUAGUACUAUGUUUAGGUAGUUUUAUAUUCAUUAUAUCUAUAUCCUACUUUUUAUUGAUGAUUACAUUAUGUAUAUUUGUUAUAUAUUCUAGGCGACAUAUUGAAUUAUUAAUGUAUACAAAGUGGGAAAAUAUCCCAUUCUAUGAUUCAGUUAAAUUAUGUUAUAAUCUACUUGAAUAUAAUUAAAACAAAA
This is a messenger RNA of Schistosoma rodhaini, 2927 nucleotides long. The record is from the annotation of a GenBank genome assembly. NCBI's taxonomy places the organism in Eukaryota, Metazoa, Platyhelminthes, Trematoda, Strigeidida, Schistosomatidae.